Molecule: messenger RNA, 1248 nt
Organism: Mesorhabditis belari
Lineage: Eukaryota; Metazoa; Nematoda; Chromadorea; Rhabditida; Rhabditidae
Source: the annotation of a GenBank genome assembly
AUGAAGCUCUUCAGACACGAAUUUGAAGCACUGAGCACACUGAAACAUCAGAAUAUUGGGGAAAUGAUUGGAUGGAAUCCCGAUCACCACGGAUAUGCUCUCAUUUUUCUGAAAUAUAUUAGCAAACGCUCACUUGCUGAUGUGAUUUUCAAGAAAUGCUUUCGAUACUCGGCACACACAAUGGUCUAUUACUUGAUCGAUUUGCUGAAUGCCGUCAUGUUUAUGCAUUCGAAUUGUCUUCUCCAUCGCGAUUUGAAGCCAUCAAACAUUAUGCUCGAUGAAAAGAAUCGUCUUUUAAUUAUCGAUUUCGAGACAACGGUCACAGACUUUGAUCAGCCGGAUACUUUCAGUUUCCGCUUUGGAACAGAUCAGUAUCGACCGCCGGAAAUUUUUACAAACAAUGGGGAACGUCCCAGGUUUGGAAAGAAAGGUGACACGUUUGCUAUUGGCAUCAUUUUAUGGGAAAUGAUUCGAAGACGUCGACUUGAGAUCCUUUGUGUGGAUUGCUCAAGUCCAAAAGAGUACCGCGAAAGGUUGAUGUCCCCGAUUGCUAAAUGUCACGAAAAAUUCGAGGAAAUUGUUGCCACAUGCACUUUUCACUCACCGGAACUCCGAGCUUCAUUGUCGGCUAUUUUGGAGCUUGUGCACAAGAUCAGAAAUAGUAAGAUGUUUGAGGCCUAUGAUCGGGAUCCAUUCUACGAUCCACUAUGUGAAUCUAUUCAUCCACCUGAGGGCCUUGGAAUGGAACUGGAAAUUGAAGAGUCCAUUGAUCCGCCCACUCCCUCGAUUGGCUCAAAUAACAAUGCAACAAUGGCCGACGAGAUCAAGGAGCUGACGGAGAGACUCGAUAAAUCCGAGCAAGGAGCCUCCCGAAUGAGAGAAGCAAACAGUAUCCUCAUCGACCAUGUCAGAGAGUCGAGGAACUUGAUCAAAGCUCUCGGCGAGAGCUUUCAGAGAGAACGCGAGCAGCGAGAGCACACCGAUUCGGCCUUUGAAAAAGCUAAUCUGUAUUUCAAUAAUGCAAAGAACCAGAUGGAGAUCAACAAACAGUUGUUGUACGAGAGAGAAACGGCUAAAUUCCGACCACGGAGAGAGAUGUGUGGAGAUAUGUCAUCGGCCGAGGAACAGCACUUUCGACAGCAGAGACCGAGGAGUCAGAGCAGGAUGGGAUAUCCAAGAUUCACUAGUCCUCCUCCGCCAAGAUCUAAUCGUUUGACUCCAGAAGAUCCCUUUGUUAGACCAAAUUUA